Molecule: messenger RNA, 3105 nt
Organism: Megalobrama amblycephala (Wuchang bream)
Lineage: Eukaryota; Metazoa; Chordata; Actinopteri; Cypriniformes; Xenocyprididae
Gene: ddx19b
Product: DEAD-box helicase 19b
Biological process (GO): poly(A)+ mRNA export from nucleus
Cellular component (GO): cytoplasmic stress granule; nucleus
Molecular function (GO): RNA binding; ATP binding; RNA helicase activity
Source: RefSeq, a predicted model, not a curated record
ACACACGAGCCAGUUUCCGCCCGGAGGUGUGAGUGUCGCACCCCAUAAGAAGCAAGUACCGCCACACGCCAUUGUAUGAAUUUGUUGCUUUCAAUACUUUUCGUUUAAUUUUAUAAAGGAUUUAUAUAGGUAGAUUUAACAGUCCACUGUUAAAUCAUUAGCUCCCGCUUUUAAGAAAAAACAUUUUAUUUACAAGUAAGGACAUGGCAACAGAUUCGUGGGCCCAGGCUGUCGAUGAACAAGAAGCCGCAGCGGAGUCGAUAAGCACCUUGCAAAUAAAUGAAAAAGAUGAAAAGCCGAAAGCUGAAGCAAAUGGGGCAAAGACAGAAGGAAAUGGCAAUAAGACAGAGGAGGAUGAUAAAGAGGACAAGGCAGCACAGUCACUGCUGAAUAAAUUGAUCCGCAGUAAUCUAGUCAACACGACCAAUCAAGUUGAAGUCCUCCAGAGGGAUCCGAGCUCUCCGCUAUACUCCGUCAAGUCAUUUGAAGAGCUACGAUUGAAACCUCAGCUGUUGCAAGGAGUGUAUGCCAUGGGUUUCAACAGACCCUCCAAAAUCCAGGAGACCGCAUUGCCCAUGAUGCUUGCAGAACCUCCACAGAAUCUCAUCGCUCAGUCUCAGUCAGGCACGGGUAAAACGGCUGCCUUUGUGCUGGCAAUGUUAAGUCACGUGGACCCUGAAAACAAAUGGCCUCAGUGUCUGUGUGUGUCCCCCACAUAUGAGCUGGCCCUGCAGACCGGCAAGGUCAUUGAGCAGAUGGGGAAAUUUUACCCUGAAGUCCAACUAGUGUAUGCCAUCAGAGGAAACAAAUUGGAGCGGGGAACAAAACUACAGGAACAGAUCGUGAUUGGCACGCCUGGUACUGUUUUGGAUUGGUGCCAAAAGCUUAAAUUCAUCGACCCCAAGAAGAUCAAGGUUUUUGUCCUGGAUGAGGCUGAUGUCAUGAUUGCUACACAGGGCCAUCAAGACCAGAGCAUUCGUAUCCAGAGGAUGCUUCCUAAAACUUGCCAGAUGCUCCUGUUCUCUGCUACAUUUGAAGAAACUGUGUGGAAUUUUGCGAAGAGGAUCGUUCCCGACCCCAACAUCAUUAAACUUAAGCGUGAAGAGGAGACUCUGGACACCAUCAAGCAGUACUAUGUCAUCUGCAACAGCAAGGAGGAGAAAUUCCAGGCUUUGUGCAACAUCUACGGAGCCAUUACUAUCGCACAGGCCAUGAUCUUCUGCCACACCAGGAAAACAGCCGGAUGGCUGGCAGGAGAACUGUCCAGAGAAGGCCACCAGGUGGCGCUGCUCAGCGGAGAGAUGCAGGUGGAACAGAGGGCAGCGGUCAUCGAACGUUUCCGUGAUGGCAAGGAGAAAGUCCUUGUUACCACUAAUGUCUGUGCUAGAGGUAUUGACGUGGAGCAAGUUUCAGUUGUCAUCAACUUCGAUCUGCCAGUGGACAAGGAUGGCAACCCUGACAAUGAAACAUAUUUGCACAGAAUCGGGCGUACUGGGAGAUUCGGCAAGAGGGGGUUGGCGAUCAACAUGGUGGACAGCAGGUUUAGCAUGAACAUCCUCAACCGCAUCCAGGAGCACUUCAAUAAGAAAAUCGAGAAGCUGGACACAGAUGAUUUGGAUGAAAUUGAGAAAAUCGCUAACUGAGCGGCCGUCUUUGUUCUUCUAAUAGGACUCUGCUCACGCUACAUUUUAAUUCAGAGGCUGGAAUCAGAGCUGUGCCAGAGAGGAUGUUUACAUGUGCAGCAGUUUUAUCUCAGAUGGUGUUUUUAAUUGUUUCACUCUUUGUACUUCUUAAUAAAGUCUGAAUGUGUAGUCUUAACGUCACGUGUAGGAGAAUGCUACAGCAGCGAUCUGGGAUUGACACAUGGAAUAUGCCUUUCAAUAUUAACAAUUUCAUCAUGCACCUUUUAAAUUGACUUUUAAACAGCUUGCCUUCACACCAAGUGUGCAAGAAAUUACAUUGACUGUUAUAUUGAUUUUUAAUAGGGGAUUCCAAACCAAGGACUCAUUUGCUGAUGGAUUUUUUUUUUUUUUUAAUUUGUUUGCUUUAAAAUUAAAGUAUGCAUGGUUCUAUAUGUCAUGAAAGAUUUUCGGUCAAGUAUAUUUGUGUUUUAUGAAACUGGGUGCAGCUACAUUUGAUUUUGUGACACUCCAAACUAGGAGUGAAAAUGCAGGGUUUAUUUAAUAAUAUGAGAGAUUGCUGUUAUUGUGUUGUUCAUCAAUACUCAAUACCUCACGAAGUAAAACAUUUCUACUGAAAGGAUGCUGGCUGUUAUUGGCUUUGAAUUAAAAAGAAAUAGUUGCCAAAGUCCUUUUAUUAGUAUAAAAAUCAUGUAAAAGCCAAAGAUUUGUGCCUCCAUUGGAUUCGUCAGUACUCGAUUUAACGUGGAAUAAUGCAAAAUGGUCUAUUCGUUGUAUUGAAAUAAUGCCAUGUAUAUUUAAUAAGUACAAAGAGUGAAAUAGUAUAUUCAACAGAUGCAGUGUAAUGAAAGCAGAUAUGUCAUGGCAGAAGCGUUAUUUGUGUCCCCAGUAACAGACUGUACUGAAUUGUAAAAACGAUCAGGUUUAAGUACACAAAUGCAACUGAAUUUGUAACCGCAGAAGGCUGUGCCACAUUCCCAUUUGCAGCCGCCUUAAAAAUGUAAAAGGCAGAUGUGAACGCAUCUACAAUCUCACUGUAUUCUUCAGGGUAUCCAUAGCAAAUGAUUAUUUUAUAUUAUGGAACAUUUUAAUUCAACCACUCUAAACUCAACCGACACUGCACUCAGCUCCAUUAUAUAUGCAUUAUAUACGUAUAGUUUAUUCAUUGGCAUAAGGUUGGGGUAAAGUGUGUCAGUCGAACCCUAUCUUUGAAGGGAAGACGUUUAGAUGAUGAAAUACUGGAUCAAUCAAUACAUCUUCUGAUGCCUUGUUCAUUUGUCUGUUUGGUUCAAGCUGUCAAUCAUACCUGUUACAAUGAUGUUAAAUAGAGGAUUUUAUUUUUUUGGCAUUUGUUCUUGUAAACGUUGAUGUGAAGUCUAUGAUUAAAUGAAAGGACUGUGUAGAAAACCAUAAUUGAUCUGGUGUUGCAUCAGAUAAUAAAUGGACAUGUCUAUUAUCAAACACA